Molecule: messenger RNA, 564 nt
Organism: Cicer arietinum (chickpea)
Lineage: Eukaryota; Viridiplantae; Streptophyta; Magnoliopsida; Fabales; Fabaceae
Source: RefSeq, a predicted model, not a curated record
AUGUUGCCCCAUGUUAAGUUUGCAUAUAGUAGGGUUGUUCAUAGCACUACUUGUUAUUCUCCAUUUGAAAUUGUUUAUGGUUUUAACCCUCUCACUCCUCUUGAUUUAAUGUCUUUGUCAAGUAGUUAUAUUCUAAUUCGUAAGGAUGGGAACACUAAGGAUGAAUAUGUUCGAAGAUUACAUGAUACGGUAAAGACACAAAUUGAAAAUAAAGUGGAUAGCUAUGCUCGACAAGCUAAUAAAGGAAGGAAAAAGGUUGUGUUUGAACCAAGUGAUUGGGUUUGGGUUCAUUUAAGGAAAGAAAGAUUUCCUUCUCAAAGAAAAUAUAAGCUUCUUGAUUUAAGGAAGCUUUGUCAAAUACAAAUUGAAAAUAAAGUGGAUAGCUAUGCUCGACAAGCUAAUAAUGGAAGGAAAAAGAUUGCAUUUGAACCAGAUCUUCUAGGUGAGUAUGAUGUUAGUCCUACUUUUAAUGUGGUUGAUUUGCCUCCGUAUGAUGCAGCUGAAGAAGAUUGCAAUUUGAGGUCAAAUUCAAUUCAAGAAGGACGAAAUGAUGAGGUUAUAUAA